AAGGCUGGGUUUGAUUCUCCUUGUGAUCGUACUACGCUUUCCCCCGCCCGUUUUGGCUUAAUAAGUACCCCAUUUAGCUCAGAGGCAAAUCGUGAUCCGGGAUCAAAGCAAGAGAAGGUCAACACAACAGAUGAGAUCGAGUUGGAUCACCCCGACAUCAAUUCCAACGCGGGCACACCUGUUCGAGUCCCUUCCAGUUCUGCAGGUCUUGUAGACUCAUGUUUAACUUGCGAUCAUGCGGAUGAUGAGGAAUUAGAAUUACCUGAAAUCAGUGGCGUUCGCAGCGCUGGAAUUCAUCACACAAGUAGACUAUCUUCAUCUCCUCUCUCCUGUUUAUCUGCCUCUGUCGCUUCCAGUCUGCAUCAGUCACAAUCAGCCAGUCGUCUGUCAGGUGACUCAAAAAAUACCAGUGCAAUGACUGAUAGCAGUGGCGCAGCUGCUUUAGAAAUCCUUUCCAUGACCGGCCAAUCGUUGACAGUGGCCACCAGUCGCUAG
Molecule: messenger RNA, 495 nt
Organism: Protopolystoma xenopodis
Lineage: Eukaryota; Metazoa; Platyhelminthes; Monogenea; Polystomatidea; Polystomatidae
Source: the annotation of a GenBank genome assembly